AAUUGGUUACAGUUACACUAACAUGUAAUCCGACUAGCUUUUUCUCACCUAUCACCGUUGGUGUCAGUCCUUCACUUGAAACGCUUGAAUUUGCAAAUAAGAAGCUCACAUUCAAAAUCAAAGUGUUUGAUGCUCAAGAUGAAGAAUCAUCUGUUAGUUGUCUUGCUUUAAUUCGUCCUGCAGCUAAUCCAUUCAUUCUUUCCGGUGUUAGUCUCUUAUUCAAAUGA
Dentiscutata heterogama is the source of this 227-nucleotide messenger RNA. Lineage: Eukaryota; Fungi; Glomeromycota; Glomeromycetes; Diversisporales; Gigasporaceae. The record is from the annotation of a GenBank genome assembly.